UGCCAUGGCAACGGCGGCCGCCCGUUCCUGUGACCGGAGCUGGGGCGCAGCCGCCUCGCGUACCGGUCCACCUGGUUAACGGGUGGAGCUCCAUCAACCAGCUAGUUAACGAAGUCCAAGCGAUGACGAAGGAGCGACUUCUCGCGGUGUUUCGUCGGUGGCGGAAGCGCCAUGACCGCCCGCUUCAAGUGUCCCAGUGAAUACCAGAAGAGCUUCAGGGCCCCCCGGUCCAGAAGUGUGUGUCCUCAGCGCAGCGCCCCAUUGGCCGGUCUGCGCUCCGACCAGAUGGGUAUCUGCAGAGAACCGGCUCUCCAGCGGCGUAAAAGGCUCGGUCCUGCUGGUCCUGCUGGUCCUCCGGAUCCACAGAACUGCCUCCCUGAGCCCGGUGCACCUCCUGCUGCCUCUAAGAGUCUCUCAGCUCACAGGAAGAAGACGGCCCUGGAGCGUAACCCUCCGACACCCCCCGGACCACGAGCCGACCCCGGAUCGGGGACGCAGGACAUGGGACCCGCUGCAGACCCUGGAUCAGUCGAGCCAGGAGCUGCUGGAAAAUCUGCAAAGCCCCGCCUCUCCGAGCUCGACAGCCAACCCCAGCCGAGCCAACCUCUGACAGCGGCGCCUGACGGACAGGCCAAGGAGGUUCAGCAUGCUCUGCGCUGGAGGGCGGGACUUAAAGGUCAAAGGUCAGGAAUUCAACGGUCAGAGUACCGCAGACAGUUCGGCUGGAAGAAACCUGCAACUGCAGCUUCUCCCAUACUGGCUGCAGAACAGAUGCUCUACUCCGGCAGCAGGUGUGUGCCGCCCUUUAAGAAACACCCCAUUACCUUGGAAACGGAGUAUAGGCGCAGCUUCCGGGGUCUGGCCCCCCCACCCGAGCCCCGCCUCCGGGAACACCUGGAGCAUCAUCAGAGAGCCCCGCUGUUCCACGUGCACAUGACCAACAAAAAGAGGAGGGAGGAGUCAAUGAGGAAGACCCGCCCCAGAGAGGAUAUCCCCGCUCCAAAUAAUGAUCCCAGGAUCCCAGAGGGAGGCGGAGCCACGGAUGGCGACGCCCUGCAGGUGAGGGAGCUGAGGCUGAAGGCCUCGUCCUACCGCCGUCGGGCCUGGGGGGCCAAUUUUGACAGAGACCAUCUGAGCCAGCUGCUGUCCGAACACAACGUCCUGUGGGAGCCGACGGACACCACAGACCCCCCCACGCCUCACCUGACCUUUGACCUCCUCGCUGACCCGGGCAGCAGCGGCACCUCCCCCGUGGAGGCCCUGAGCCCGGCCAGAAGCUCCAGUAAGAGGCCUUCUGUUACGAGCUCCACCCACCGAAACACACCAACACCUCCAGGUCAGGCCACCAGAGAAGAAGGAGAAGAAGGAGAAGAAGGAGAAGAAGAAGGCGACAGUGAGGAGGGAAGGUUACCGACUCCGAGGCUGAAGAUGAGACCGGUUCAGAGAACUCACCAUGACCUCACCACGCCUGCCACCGGAGGAGCUAUUCUGGUGGGAAAACUGAAGAGCAGUGCCGAAGCUUCUCCAAACAAACAGAGGUGUGGGUCAGAUGUUUCCUUGGCCGACAAGCCAGUCCGACUGAAGGAGGCGUGGUCUGACAAUGGCCCCGCCCAGGCCCACACUGGCCCCGCCCUAAACCACAAGCAAGCCACCAGUCCUGCCUCUAAACCAAUCAGGACGACGCAAACAGCCCCCAUGGCCCCGCCCCCACCACACUGUAUCCGAGGCACGCUGAGAAACGCCGACUUCCAGCACAACGGUGAGCUGGGUCUGAGGUUCAGGGAGCUUCGGUGUCCAGGUGGAGGCUGCUGCUCUGAUGAAGACGACCGGCUGUCGGUGAUGUCGUGGCGCUCCGCGGCCUCCUGCUCCGCGGCCUCCGUCGUGCUGCAGCGCGCUCAGAAGAGACAGGAACACUUCUGGGGGAAGAGAUGACCUUUGACCUCCAGGGCCUUUCAGAACAUCGAUCAGUUGAACAGUUGUUAGAAUAACGUCAUUUAAUAUGUAUUUUUUACACAGUAAUAGAUGUUUUUAUAAAUUGGGUCAUAAUGUUUGUGUAGUAAGUUUCUCUGAUACAUAAAGCAUCAAAUGGUUGACCUCUGA
This is a messenger RNA of Pungitius pungitius (ninespine stickleback), 2100 nucleotides long. RefSeq names its product Mdm1 nuclear protein (gene saxo6). NCBI's taxonomy places the organism in Eukaryota, Metazoa, Chordata, Actinopteri, Perciformes, Gasterosteidae. Gene Ontology annotation, molecular function: microtubule binding. The coding region runs from base 172 to 1932 and encodes 586 amino acids. The transcript is spliced from 16 exons. The record is from RefSeq and is a predicted model, not a curated record. Gene Ontology annotation, biological process: negative regulation of centriole replication.